UUGGCAGAUUUUUUAACGGGAGCACGAAGCGAACGUCCGUCGUGCGAGAAUGAGUUUCUCGGUGAAAAAGGACGUGAUCGAGGAAGGAGACACGGUGAUCCUGUACGUGAACUUCAACUCCAUCCACGCCCUCCGCGCGCAGCGCCACAAGCGGAACAAGAAGGGCGAGGAGGUGGAGCACGUGUUCCAGACCUCCUUCGGGGCCCUGCCCGUGAAGCGACUCAUCGGGCUGCGGUACGGGUCCAGGGUGGAGCUGCCGAGGGGGUACGUCCAUGCGAUGCAUCCGACGCCGGAGCUGUGGACGAUGGCGCUGCCGCACCGGACGCAGAUCAUCUACACGCCGGAUAUCAGCUUGAUCGUGCUCAAUCUCGAUCUGAGGCCGGGGUCUGUCGUCUGCGAGGCCGGUACGGGGAGCGGCUCCCUGUCGCACGCCCUCAUCCGCCGGAUCGCCCCGUCGGGGCACCUGCACACGUUCGACUUCCACGCGCAGCGGGUGGAGAAGGCACGGGAGGAGUUCGGGGAGCACGGACUGUCGGAGUGGGUGAGCGUGGGGCAGAGGGACGUGUGCGAGGAGGGGUUCGGGGUGGAGGGGGUGGCGGAUGCGGUGUUCCUGGAUCUGCCGAGGCCGUGGACGGCGGUGGGGCACGCGGUGAAGGCGCUCAAGCGGUCCGGCGGCCGAAUCUGCUCGUUCUCCCCCUGCAUCGAGCAGGUCCAGAAGACCUGCACCGCCCUGCGCCUCGCCGGCUUCACGGACCUCACCACGUCCGAGUGCCUCCAGCGGGACUUCCUGGUCAAGACCUUCCUCCCCCCCGCCUGGCCCUGGGGGCCGACGAAGAUCGAUGGGAAGGAGGCUGCGGCGAAAGGGCUUGUUUCGUCUCGGGAGGAUGGAGCGGCGGAGGUUUCGCUGCCGAAGAAGAGGAGGGUGGAGGAGGGGGUGACGGGUGACGAGAGGGUGACGGAUGGGACGGACCGGAGGAUCAGGGUGGCGGUGCCGCAGUUGAAGAUGCCGGGUCACACGGGGUAUCUCACCUUCGCGACGCUGCUUCCAGGGAGAGUGUCCUUCGUCCCGGAAGAAUCCUCCGUCCGGGAAGAGUCUUCCGUCCGGGAAGAGUCUUCCGCCGUGUGCGAAAUGAAUUCUGUGGAGAGUGAUGAGAGGUGAGAAUAGAAUGUUGUUUUUGAUGGG
Molecule: messenger RNA, 1183 nt
Organism: Darwinula stevensoni
Lineage: Eukaryota; Metazoa; Arthropoda; Ostracoda; Podocopida; Darwinulidae
Source: the annotation of a GenBank genome assembly